GCUCAUGGGGACCCUCGCUCUAUUAAUCGGUAGUCGUAUACUCGGACCCCGUGGUAUCGCGGCAUUUGUGAUUUCCGGUAGUUCACGCGGGACACGCCUCCUAGCGGCUGUUUACAUAUGCAAAUCAUCAACCAGGAAGUCUUCGCCUCGUAAACAAUUGCAAUUUCUGCAGAAUGUUCCGUCUACUGGAUAGCAAGACUGUUAAAGUAAGGAGGCAACUAACUUUUCAGCAGCCUAAGACAGUUAAAGUUAGAUGCCAGUAUGAUGCUGCCAAUUUGCAGCGUGCAUUUGAUGCCACUCGCGAUGGAAUUUCAGUAUAUAGUGCAUCUCGUUUCUAUACAGUUCCGGAGUCAACUCUUCGAGACAGAACAAGGGGUAAUGUUCCUGUCCAUGCUAAGACCGGUGGAGAGACGCUUUUGUCUGACAAAGAGGAGCAACAGUUAGUCACUCACAUAAAGUUCAUGUCCAGCAUAGGAUAUGGCUAUACAAAGCUCAAUGUCCAAUACCAGGCAGCCGAUUUUGCAGUGACAUGUGGCAGAAGAGUGAUAGACCUCUUAGUGACAACUGGUUUUAUGGGUUUCUAAGGCGAUGGCCCGACGUUAAACUUGCCAAACCCCAGAAGCUAUCCAUGCUGAGAGCACAAUAUGCCUCCCGCGAAGAACUGCGUUCCUACUUUAAGGAGCUGGCCACUAUUUUGACAUUUAAUGAACUGAGAGAGAAUCCAGAAAGGAUCUACGACAUGGAUGAGACUGGGAUCAGUACUGAGCAUGCCCCUCCUAAGAUCGUCUGUGACUCCACUUCCCAACCACAAGCAGUAACAUCGCCAAGAUCUUCCACAGUUACCAUUAUCGGUGGUGGUAAUGCCAUUGGUAACCACAUUCCUCCUUACUUUUUUUUCCCUGGCAAGAGGUGGAAUGAUCAGUUCCUGGAUGGAGCGCCACCUGGAUCUUCUGGAGAAAUGUCAGACAGUGGAUGGUCUAAUGCAAAGAUAUUUCAGAAUUAUCUCACAAAGCACUUUGUGAAGCAUGCAGGGAUAAGCACAGAUCCGAUGCCACCGAAAACACUAGUUCUCUUUGAUGGCCAUAGAUCACAUGUGUCUUUAACUCUAGUUGAAUGGGCCAAGAAGCACAACGUCAUUUUGUUUGUCCUGCCACCACAUACCAGUCAUAUCACCCAGCCUCUGGAUGUUGCAGUGUUUGGGCCCUUUAAAUCUAUGUACAGCAGGGAAUGUCAGUUGUAUCUUCAACGGAAUCCAGGUGUGAAAAUCACCAAAUACGAGGUUGCCAAGCUCACAGCCAAACCAUAUUUGAGGGCAAUGUCUCCAGAUAAUUUGGCGUCAGCUUUCCGGAAAUCUGGGAUUUAUCUUUUUUCCAACAAGACUAUUGAGGAUCUGUCCGUAGCACCUGCAACUAUAUAUCCUCACUCAGACACAGGAAAUCAGGAAAAUGAAGCACCUCCGGAUGCUCCACCUUUGGAAUCCACACAUGAAACCCCAGGUAGCCGUUCAGAUGUUAUACCACCAGUUCAGGUUCCUUCAGCUUCCAGUACAAGCCAGUUUCUUCAAGAGAGGAGGAUCACAAAAGUCUUCUGUAAACCUAAGAAAAAAUUUGUGCCACCGUUUCUGACUGGAAAUCUUCUGAAGCAAAAAAAUGUUGAAAUUAUGCAGUCCUCAAGAAGCACAAAAAAGCUACAGAAUCAAACAAUCAUUCCAGCAAAAAGUACACAUUUGAAGAGAUCUGCUACUACUUCGACUAAACGCGCUGCCUGUGUCAAGCACUCCAAACCUACAAGUCCUCAGCCAGGUCUAUCUUCAUUUUGGGUAAACAGUUCUGACUCAGAACAAGAUUCAUCUCCUGAUGUGUCUGAUGAUGAUUCAGAGAACUGCUGUGUUUGUGGCAAGCACACCCCACCAGGACUAAGGUCGUGCCCUUAUCUGGUGAUUGUCAAGUGGGCUUACAUUUGUAAGGCGUCAUGGUGAAUUCCAGUGCCCCCACUGUGUUUAAACUGUUUCCUUGGUGACUAUUUAACUGUUAACCUAUUUACUCCAUUGUUCUAGAUUUUGAGAAAUUUCGGGACUACUGAACUUUUUAUGCAUUUUCUUCCUUUAUGCUGUCUUUGCAUUUGUCUGGAUGAAUCACGAAGUCUGGCAUCAUCAUACUUUGUGGCAGGUAAAAAUUUGUCAUAUUUUUGUCUGAUUUGGGCCUCCAUACACAACUUUUCCCUUUACCACGAUACGAUGGAGUUCUCUCCCUUGUCAAACCGAGCGCGAGGCCCGGCUUUUACUCGGCGCUACGAAUGGAAAUAAUGAACUUUUAUCAGUAAAAUGUGCAUUGUUUGAUAAAAUGAAUGACGUAUGAUACAGAGAACACAAAUAAUCAAAAAGGUUGGUGAGGGCAUUUUGUUCCGUUCAGCGUACAUGACAAGUACCGCGAUACCCCGAGGUUGCAGGCUACAUUGUAAAUGGAUACAGCUCGAUUAUAUCAUGUCUGUAGAAGCUCUAUGCAUAACUUAAACCGAAUUUGAUGCGGGUAACUAUUUUGUUUGGUUAGUGUUUGUAAAUAUCUCUCGUUCUCAUUAAUGUCUUCAGUUCUGCGUUGUAGUUUCAAAAUGAAUGACGUCUCGCGAUUUUUUAUGAAUGAAGAAAGUAGUCCCGGUGUGACAGAAGUCCAAUUAAAACGCACACUCCGGCGCAGUGGUGACUCAGCAUA
This is a messenger RNA of Haliotis rufescens (red abalone), 2708 nucleotides long. RefSeq lists its product as uncharacterized. Gene Ontology annotation, molecular function: DNA binding. The record is from RefSeq and is a predicted model, not a curated record. Gene Ontology annotation, cellular component: nucleus. Lineage: Eukaryota; Metazoa; Mollusca; Gastropoda; Lepetellida; Haliotidae. The transcript has 2 exons. Bases 530 to 1978 code for a protein of 482 amino acids.